AUGGCUUCAAUUAAUCCAAAGUCAAUUGGCAUUUUCGAGUCCGUUGCCACGAACCGCUGGUCGGCGGGACUGGAGAAGGUUGCGCGAACGCUGAUUGACGGUGCGGCCAAGGUUGGGCAUGCCUGGCCGGCCCUUGAGGAACAGCGCAAGCAGGAAGUGGUUCAAGAAAUACGUCGCGCCCGGGGCACUUUGCAGGUCCAGUACCUUUCAGACUCUCGACUCAAGUCAACCCUUCAGAGCAUCAAGACUGAAGUCAAGACCUCUCCCGGGCGACCUAAAGCGGUUGACUAUGUGCCCUCAGUAUUUGCCAUAGUCGACGAGUGUAUCCGGCGAAGGCUUGGCGCCUGGCGUUUAUUUGACGACCCUCCCAGGCAGGCUAUCUUCGGUGACUGUUUCAAAGUCGCGAACGGCGAAACAGGCGCCUCAAAGCUGGACGCAGAAGAAAUCGCCAUAGUCCAGGCCAUCAAAUUGGCGCAGUCGGUCUCCCCGGGGCGCUAUGGGUUGGACUUACAGUUUCCCGCCUCCUUCUAUCGAGCAGUGGAAGUCAAAGACGCCGAGAGUGAUUACCGUUACCGCCCUACGGAUGAACAACUCCUUGCCGGCGUCCGACUCCUUGAAGGCAAGGUUGUGGAAAUGCAGGCUGGGGAAGGCAAGACGGUGGCCAUUGCCUUUUCCGCAGUUAUGUACGCUGUGUUGGGACGUUCAGUUCAUAUCCUGACUGCCAACGACUACCUGGCCGAGCGUGAUUGCCGGCUCUUGGCUGAGGUUUACCACGCUUUGGGUUUCUCGGUAGAAGCCAUCCUUGAUCCCAUGGACGAUUUUGAAAGGAAGGCGGCUUAUAAGUGUGACAUUGUGUACGGUACCCUGCGCCAGUUUGGUUUCGACUAUCUUCGUGACAAUCUGGCUCGUGGGAAACAAGAAGUGAUCCAACCGCUCCUUCAGGUGGCCAUCGUCGAUGAAGUCGACCAGGCUUUAAUUGAUGAAGCUGACACCCCUCUUAUCAUUGCGGGGGUUCCCUUAGGUAAAUCCCAGCCAUUACACAGGGUCAACCGGGCAGUAGCCGGAAUGGUGGCCAGGCAGGAAGAUCUAGCCGGCGAAUACCUCACCACACUGAGGGACACAGACCCGUCGCACGCUAGUUAUGCGACUCUGAUCUGCCUGGGUUUGCUGGCCAGUCCUCGCAACGAGCAACUGCGAAGGUUGGCUCUCAUUAACCCGCGUACCUAUCGCCGAGGAAUGGAAGACUUGUACCCCAAUGGCAACGACUCACCAGAUGAGUCCAUAACUGGUGACCUGUAUUACAUAGUUGACCCGCAGGAGGGUUUGGUAACCCUGACCGAGAAAGGUAUGGCAUUCCUGGAAGGUCAGUUGGGGGACUUCAACGUUGCUGCCUCGAGGAAUGAGGUAAAUGCCAGUCUGGAGGGUCAGCUCUCCCGCAGAGCAAUGCGCAGGCUUGACUUGGCUAACCAGGUCUAUCAAUCCCUUCGAGCGCACUUGAUCCUGGAGCAAGACGUGGACUACGUGGUCGCUGACGGCUCAGUUUUCCUCCUGGACAAGUACACCGGCAGACUUAAGCCGGACAAUUCCUACCAGGACGGACUGCAGCCCGCGCUUCAGGCAAAAGAGGGGGUCGCGGUAGAACCUGAUCACGAGAGCUUGGCCCAGAUUUCGGUGCAAGGCUUUGUUACUCGCUACCAAUCGUUGGCCGGAAUAACCGGAACAGCAUCCAAUGCCUCCGAAGAGUUUUGGCGGUGGUAUUCCUUGAAGGUCGUGUCCGUACCAACCACACAUCCUUCAAAACGUUCAGAUUUGCCAACCCGCAUAUUUUUGGCUGAGGAAGAUAGAACCGCCGCCAUAGUGGCUGAAGUUGUGUCAUGCAACCUACUAGGUCGGCCGGUGUUGGCGGGAGUACAAACAGUCGAGCAAUCCUGGAAGCUUAGCCAAGUGCUGCAAAGCGCCGGCAUACCACACAAGGUGUUAAACGCCGUCAAUAGUUUCGAAGAGGCUGAGAUAGUCCGCGAUGCCGGCAAUUACGGAGCCGUUACCGUGGCGACCAAUAUGGCUGGCCGCGGAACGGACGUAGUCCUGGCUACUGACUUGGACCGGGACGUGCUCCGUCAAUCCGUCUCCCUGGUCCGUAAUCGACUGGCCGGCGAUUGUCCCCAUGUCAGGAUUCGGUGCAAUUCCAGGACGGAGGCGCAACUGCUUCGAGAAACUCUGUUGGCCCAACCAGGAUUGCGGGUUGGGGACGAGUCCAAACAAGGGUGUUAUUCCCUGUUAGUCUCUCUUGAAAAUGCCCCCAGCAAUCCGGACAAAGAUAUUGGGUCCAUUCCAACUCUGGACUUUGGCUUAGGACUGCACGUUGUAAGUUCCGAAUUUAAUCAAUUCCCGCGGGUUGCGCUUCAAUUGAAAGGAAGAAGCGGACGGCAAGGAAAUUUUGGUUCCUCCAGAGCGCUGCUGUCCUGGGACGACAAGUCUUUGUUGUCAUUGGGAAGGAGAGGUCCAAACCUGGCCCGGUGCCGCAGGGUCGAUGAUGGCAGCCGAACGUACUUUGAAGGCAACGAGGUUGAGCGGUUCAUUAGGAAUCGGCAAAUUGAAGCGGAAACCGAGGCGGCCCAUCGCCGCAGCGUUCUUGGCGACUACUCUGCAGUGGUUGAUGAACACUGCGCUGCCUAUUACGAAAUGCGCCGCCAAUUAUUGAACAAGGUCAACCCGGCAGAGAACCUGCCGCUCUCCGUUGCUGACACUGCCCGGCAUUUGGUUGAGUCGCACUUCCCAAGGAUGGACUUGAUCAACUAUGCGAACCAGUUUACUAAUCUGGCCGAAGAUGCCCGCCAUAUGUUUGAAAUCGACCUUUCCAGCCUCAGGGGGGUUGCUUUAGACGAAGUUCCCCACAAGCUGGCGGAGCACCUGUUGGAAUCGUUGGAAGUCCGUCGGGCCCAUAUUGGUAAAGAGAGAUUCAAUGAACUGGCACGCCAAUUGCUGCUGGAAUGCGGAGACGAGGCAUGGCUGCAGCAUAGGAAAAUCCUGAGACGGUCAGUUUUCAGUUCCGUGGCAGCCAGCAUCGGACACAAGUCGGCAGUUGCGGAUUACAUAAUUCAUGCCGCGGAACAGUGGGAACGGUUUCAGGAAACGGUGAGUGAUCUAUUUAUUUCAAGAACAUUGACCUUUCCCCUUCCGGCCAUUGCUCCGGCAUCCGAGGAUAUUGGCGAGGACCCUCAGUUAAGCCGGGAAAUUGGCCAACUUGUAGCAUGA
Molecule: messenger RNA, 3255 nt
Organism: Geodia barretti
Lineage: Eukaryota; Metazoa; Porifera; Demospongiae; Tetractinellida; Geodiidae
Source: the annotation of a GenBank genome assembly